This is a messenger RNA of Perca fluviatilis (European perch), 1476 nucleotides long. Its product is annotated as proline-rich protein 36-like. The record is from RefSeq and is a predicted model, not a curated record. Bases 1 to 1476 code for a protein of 491 amino acids. The transcript is spliced from 3 exons. Lineage: Eukaryota; Metazoa; Chordata; Actinopteri; Perciformes; Percidae.
AUGUCUGAGAGAAGUUUUUUGGUGUGGGUGGUGACCGCCAUGUACAAAGCUCACAGCAAUGGCUUUGCCAGCAAUCCCCCCCUCUCCCCCAUCCAAGACCUCCCGGCCCCCCCUCCCCCAUCAAGACCUCCACAGCCCCCCUCUCUCCCCAUCAAGACCUCCCGUACCCCACCUCUCCCCAUCCAAGACCUCCCCUGCCCCUCUCUCCCCAUCCAGCCUCCCUGCCCCCCCCUCUCCCCAUCCGAGACCUCCCAACCUCCACUGCCCCCCCUCUCCCCAUCAAGACCUCCCAUUGCCCCUCUCCCCAUCCAAGACCUCCCAUUUGGCCCCCUCUCUCCCAUCCAAGACCUCCACUUAACCCCCCUCUCCCCAUCCAAGACCUCCAUGACCCCUCUCCCCCAUCCAAGACCUCCUAGCCCCCUCUCCCCAUCCAAGACCUCCGUGCCCCCCCCUCCCCCCAUCCAAGACCUCCAUGCCCCCCUCUCUCCCCAUCAAGACCUCCCUGCCCCCCUCUCCAUCAAGACCUCCAUGGCCCCCCUCUCUCCCCAUCCAAGACCUCCCAUAGCCCCUCUCUCCCCCAUCCAAGACCUCCAUUGCCCCUCUCUCCCCCAUCCAAGACCUCCCGUAGCCCCCUCUCUCCCUCAAACCCCUCCCCCUCACUCCCCAUCCAAGACCUCCCAUCCCCACUCUCUCCCCAUCCAAGACCUCCCAGCCCCCCUCUCCCAUCCAAGACCUCCCAUGCCCCCUCUCCCCAUCCAAGACCUCCACUUGCCCCCUCUCUCCCCAUCCAAGACCUCCGUGCCCCCCUCUCCCUCCAACCUCCCGUACCCCCUCUCCCCUCCAGACCUCCGUGCCCCUCUCCCAUCCAAGACCUCCCGUGCCCCAUCCAAGACCUCCGUGCCCCCUCUCCAUCAAGACCUCCCUGGCCCCUCUCUCCCCAUCCAAGACCUCCGUGCCCCUCUCGAGACCUCCAUUCCCCCUCUCUCCCCAUCCAAGACCUCGUGCCUCCCCAUCAAGACCUCCGUAGCCCCCCUCUUCCCAUCCAAGACCUCCGUAGCCCCCCCUCCUCCCCCAUCCAAGACCUCCGUAGCCCCCCCUCUCCCCAUCCAAGACCUCCCGUGCCCCCCACUCUCCCCAUCCAAGACCUCCCGUAGCCCCCUCUCUCCCCAUCAAGACCUCCCGUGGCCCCCAUCCAAGACCUCCGUACCCCCCUCUCUCCCAUCCAAGACCUCCGUAACCCCCCUCUCUCCCCAUCCAAGACCUCCCGUAGCCCCCUCUCCCCAUCCAGCGAGACCUCCCGUCACCCCUCUCCCCAUCAGGACCUCCCGCCCCCCCUCUCUCCCAUCCAAGACCUCCGUGGCCCCCUCUCCCCAUCCAAGACCUCCAUGGCCCCCUCUCCCCAUCAAGACCUCCCGUAGCCCCUCUCCCCACUCAAACCUCCCGUGCCCCCUCUCUCCCCAUCCAGACCUCCCGUAG